Messenger RNA from Paramecium octaurelia, 1671 nucleotides. NCBI's taxonomy places the organism in Eukaryota, Ciliophora, Oligohymenophorea, Peniculida, Parameciidae. The record is from the annotation of a GenBank genome assembly.
AUGCUACUAAACUCAACAGGAUAACGAAAACUCAAACAAAAUAGUGUGUCUACUUUUAGAAGUCCAAUAAUAGUUCCAUCGAGUUAAUAAGUUUCUCCUUUAGCAUCAGGACUGAAUAGUUUGAAAAAUCUACAUAGUCCCAAAGGAUCUCAGAUUGAUGUCACUAGUCUCACUCGAUUAAUAAAAUCAACCAAGAUUAAUGAGGUAAUAUAGCUUAUAUCGUAUAGUCAGUAAACAGUCAAUAGAUAUAAGCCUUGCUUGCAAAAGCUAGAGAAAUAGCAAAAGUAACGACAGACUCUAAAUCAUAAGCACAAAAAAAGCAUAUUAAAUUGCAGAGUUAAUAAUUUGUCAACUUCAAAGACUUACUUCAUAAUUCUACUUCAACCAAGAUCCAAUAAGAGAUCAUAUUCUGCAGAAAUUCAUUUAAUUUUGAGUUUGUCAUUGGAAUAGGUGGAUUCGGUAAAGUUUGGAAAGUUGAGCACAAAAAAACAGGGUAAAUAUUCGCAAUGAAAGAAAUGUCAAAAGCAUUGUACAAAUUCUGUAUUAAUUAGAAUUGUGACAAAAAAAAGUGUACAUUCUGUCAUGAAUGAGCGGACAUUAUUAAGUCAAUUGAAGCACCCAUUAUUAGUCAAUAUGAACUAUGCAUACUAAGAUAGAGAAAAUCUAUACUUAUUGAUGGAUUAUAUGAAGGGAGGGGAUCUCAGAUAUCACAUAGGAAGGAUGAGGAGAUUCGAUGAAAACUCAACAAGUAUCGAUGCAAAAAUAACUUUAAGAGUUUUUUAUAGCCUGUAUUGUCUAAGGGUUAGAAUACAUACAUUCAAAUAAAAUAAUUCAUAGAGAUAUCAAACCUGAAAACUUGGUACUUGAUGAAAAAGGAUAUGUUCAUAUCACAGAUUUUGGGAUUGCUAGAAUUAUGAAACUUGAAAACAGUUGCGAUACUAGUGGAACUCCUGGAUAUAUGGGUAAAUGAUAUAGAUUAAAUUUUAGCACCUGAGGUUAUGUGUAAGUAAAAUCACUCUUAUGCUGUUGAUUAUUUUGCUGUUGGAGUUAUUGGCUAUGAAUUUAUGAUAGGGAGAGUAAUCAUUAUCUUCUAAUUUAGAGACCAUAUUUUGGAAGAUCUAGACAAGAAAUUAGAGACUCGAUUUUAGCUAAAUAAGCUUCAAUUAAAAGAACAGAGAUUCCUAAUGGUUGGUCGCUUGAAGCAGUGGAUUUUAUUAAUAGGGUAUUCAUAAAAAUCAAAGUUAAUUAGUUGCUCCAACGAAAACCUUAAAAUAGAUUAGGUUCUAAUGGGAUUUAGGAAAUCAAAGAACAUCCAUGGUUUGCUAAUUUUGCAUGGGAUAAAUUGUAAAAUUAAACAUUAGUUCCUUCUUUCAUUCCAAAUGUAUGAUUCUUCAUAAUCUUUAAAGUAAACUGAAGAUAACUUUGAUUAAAAGUAAAUUAUAGAUGAGGAUGAAGAAAAUUAGGAAUUAAUCUAAUAAAAUAUUUUAGUCCUAAGAGAUCAAACUAUCUAAGGUAAUCGUUUUCAAAUUUAUUAUAGAUCAAUUUUAAGGAUAUGAAUUUCAAUAAGGAAAUCAUUCUAUUUCCACUGAAUAAUCUUCUGGUUCAUCAACAAAACAUAGCCGUCACUUAAGCGAAAGAUUGCAUAUCUUUGAAAAAAAGAAGAUAAUAUGA